AUUAUUGAAAUCCAACGGUUAGGGCAGUAGCGUCCCGCCCUUAUUCGGUUGAGUCACAUUGAAAUAGAAAGAGUAAAAGCGAAGCCACCAAGAGCAAAGUGUGGAGUGCGCGCCAAAGACAGUGGAGAUGUGUGGUAGAGCCCGUUGUUCUAUGAGAGCCGACGACAUCCCCAGGGCUUGUCGUCGUAACGAUGGUCCUGUUCGUACUCUUCAUAUAGACCGCUAUCGUCCUUCGUACAAUGUUUCUCCGGGGUCAAACAUACCCGUUAUCCGCAGAGAAGACGGCUCUGAUGGUGGAGUGGUCCUCCAAUGCAUGAAAUGGGGACUUAUUCCCAGUUUCACUAAGAAAACUGAGAAACCUGAUCACUAUAAGAUGUUUAAUGCUCGAUCUGAGUCCAUCAGUGAAAAGGCUUCUUUCCGUCGUCUUAUUCCUAAAAAUCGGUGCCUUGUUUCAGUAGAAGGAUUCUAUGAGUGGAAAAAAGAUGGGUCGAAAAAGCAGCCUUACUACAUUCAUUUCAAGGAUGACCAGCCUCUUGUGUUUGCUGCUCUUUAUGAUUCUUGGGAAAACUCUGAAGGGGAGAUAAUUUACACUUUCACUAUUAUCACUACUUCAUCAUCUCCAGCUUUACAGUGGCUGCAUGACCGUAUGCCUGUUAUUUUUGGUGACAAGGAAGCAAGUGAUGCAUGGCUUAAUGGUUCAUCUUCCAAAGUCGACACAUUGCUUAAGCCAUAUGAAAAUCCAGAUCUGAUGUGGUACCCAGUGACACCAGCAAUGGGUAAGCCAUCUUUUGAUGGACCAGAGUGCAUUAAGGAGAUAAAGUUGAAAACAGAUGGGAAUGUACCGAUAUCAAAAUUUUUCUCGACUAAAGGAGCAAAGAAGGAAGUGCAAGUAAACUCAGAUGAGAAGGUUGUAAAGCUUGAUCCUGCAAAAUGCCUGAAAGAAGAGCCUGACUCGAAAGCAAAAACAGAACCAUUCUCUUCUACUGAAAACGAAGAACAUGACAUCAAAUCUAGUGUCCUGGCAUUUUCUGAUGGAGUUGCAGAGAAUUGCCAAAUGAAGCGGGAACAUGAGGAGCUUUCAGCUGAUUCAAAGUUGACUGCAGAUGACACUAAUAAGCUUCCCGUUAGUCCAGAGAGGAAGAAACCAAAACUGAAGAGUGCCGGUGAUCAGAAACAACCUUCAGUACUUUCAUUUUUCACUAAAAAGUAAUCUUGUGUGUUAGGAUGUGUAUCUAUUGCUGCAAUGGACUAUAUGGAGGUGGGAAAUUUUGUGAUGUGCAAAGAAAGUGGCUAAGGUUUCUGUACAAAGUAAACCUUUAAUAUGUUUUGCUAGAAGAACAACUUUCAAAAGAUUCUCUCUUCUUGUUAUCCUGCCCUGUUUUAGGAUUGUUUGUUGGACUUUUCCUUUAUUUCCAUGGCUUUCUUCUAAUUACCCUCUGCUUUAGUUAAGUGGAGCUCAAAGCACUUGCUAUGGUUUUGUAUUGUGUUUCUAUGUAUUUGUACAUAAACAGAUGUGGAUUUUUGUUGAAUCAACUCACUUAUACUUAA
This is a messenger RNA of Humulus lupulus (European hop), 1548 nucleotides long. RefSeq lists its product as uncharacterized. Gene Ontology annotation, molecular function: single-stranded DNA binding. Gene Ontology annotation, biological process: DNA damage response. The coding region runs from base 128 to 1210 and encodes 360 amino acids. The record is from RefSeq and is a predicted model, not a curated record. Lineage: Eukaryota; Viridiplantae; Streptophyta; Magnoliopsida; Rosales; Cannabaceae. The transcript is spliced from 8 exons.